Molecule: messenger RNA, 2035 nt
Organism: Lates calcarifer (barramundi perch)
Lineage: Eukaryota; Metazoa; Chordata; Actinopteri; Centropomidae
Gene: lpar2a
Product: lysophosphatidic acid receptor 2a
Exons: 4
Coding region: 201-1331 (376 amino acids)
Biological process (GO): G protein-coupled receptor signaling pathway
Cellular component (GO): membrane
Molecular function (GO): lysophosphatidic acid receptor activity; melanocortin receptor activity
Source: RefSeq, a predicted model, not a curated record
AGGCAUCAUCGUUACCUGUCUGACGGGUCCAGCUGAUCUGAGUGAAAAUGAUUCACAGUGGCGUCCACCUGAAGCUGUGCCGCCGUGUGUAGGGACACCAGUGAGAGCAGCUCAAAGACCUUUUGUUUCAUCAAAUGGCAGCUGGGACCACCGGUUUCAUAUCGGACCUGUCUGGAUGGAGGAGCCUCUGAAACGCCGUCAUGGCCAUGGAGAGCGGUGUAUCAAAUACCUGUGACUACAGCCACAAUGUCACCUUCUUCUACAGCUGGGUGGGUAAGAAGGUCAGUUUGGGGUGGACGACGCGGGACUUUGUGGUGAUUGGACUGGGCUUGACGGUGUGUGUCAUCGUACUCCUGGCCAACCUGAUGGUGAUGGUGGCAAUCUUCGUGAACCGCCGCUUCCACUUCCCCAUCUACUAUCUCCUGGGCAACAUGGCUGCAGCAGACCUGUUUGCCGGUAUUGCCUAUGCCAACCUGAUGUUGAACACGGGCCCCUGGACCGGAAUGCUCACUAAGGAGCAGUGGUACAUCCGCGGGGCUCUGAUCGACAUCAGCCUGACGGCCUCCGUGGCCAACCUGCUGGCUGUCGCCGUGGAGCGCCACCAGACUGUUGUCACCAUGCAGCUGCACAGCAAGAUGAGCAAGCGUCGGGUGGUGCUGCUGAUGGUUUGCAUCUGGGCUGUGAGCAUCAUCAUGGGCCUGGUGCCCACAUUUUGGAACUGCGAGUGUCAUCUGGAGGACUGCUCCACCGUCGCUCCCCUCUACAGCCGCAGAUUCCUCAUAUUCUGGGCGAUUCUGAACCUGCUCACUUUCUCCAUCAUGGUGGCCAUGUACGCUCGUAUCUUCAUCUAUGUAAGAUAUCACAGCCAGUACGUGUCUGAGCACACCUCGGAGAUGCAGCACAGCCAGACUGUUGUCAACCUGAUGAAAACAAUCUCCAUGGUCCUGGUAAUGACCCACAUCUCUGCAGGCGCCUUCGUAAUCUGCUGGACACCCGGCCUUGUGAUUCUCUUACUGGACGGGCUUCUGGGUAAAGACAGCCGUGCCAAUGUCUACGAGAAGUUCUGUUUGGUCAUGGCUGAGUGCAACUCUCUGGUCAAUCCUAUCAUCUAUACCCUGCGAGACGCCGAGAUGCGGAGGACCUUCAAGGACAUCCUGUGCUGUCUGUGUCAGAGAGGUGGUGAUAAGCAGAGGGAGCCUUCACCUGUUGAGGUUGACUCACCAACACCAGAGGAAACUCUUCUCCCUGUCCUGAAGACAGAAGAUCAUGCCUUGCGUGCAUCUCGGGACAACAACAGUAAAGAAGACAGUUGGACUGUACCAGGGGUAUGAUGGCUGUAGGCCUGCAAUUAUCCUGAUUUUACUGUCAUCUAACCAGGACAGUGUAAAAUUAGCUGAUUCUUUUGUUUGUUUUUGUUGUACAUCAGCAAACCUCUGCCAAACUACCUCUCUUCCAUGUUUGCAUUUGUAAAAAAAAAAAAUAUAUAUAUAUAUAUACAUCAAAUAAAAAGCUGAAAAAGGAUUGAAUCCAUGUUGGACAAAUGCUGUCAUUUGCCCAGGAUAGUGUUUUCUCUAGUCUCUGCGAGGCUGACAGAUUCACAUAUUAAUCAUCAGAUGGUGCAAUCUCUCCUUUUAUUACAUUUGACUAUCACAAGAGCAUUUGUGACAAAUUAUAAAAUGAAACACUCCUAAAAUCUGAAAUCAAAUACUGAAAAAUCACACUAAAUCAUUUUUAUUAAUUUUCUAAUAAGAACACUACAAUUUGUCAUAUUCUUCCUUUUGUUUUACUCUUUCUAGAACAAUUCUAAAGUUGAGGUAUAAAAGGAGUUCAUACAGACUCACAAGUCUGAAAACAGUGGGGGUUAUAUACAAGAGAAAUGGAAAGACAGAGGUAGAGAGAGGGGUAAAUACAAGGGAAAGAGGGGAGAUACAAAUAUACUAAUAAAAACAAAGAAAUCAAAAAGGUUUAAGACAACAUUUGAUGCUGUGGAAGUCAUUUAGUCACUUGCAGAAUCCAAACAAGAUUUAAACAUGAU